CAUUUUUUAGAUUAAAAUUUAACAUAGUAAAAGUAGGUACGAGGUAUUGCCACUUUAAGUAAAGGAUCUAAGUAGUUCUUCCACCAAUGGAAAAUGCUGUGCAGUCAGAAUUGGACAUCAGCAUUUAUCAGCAAACUGAAGCAGGUGGAAACAUCCUGCUAUACUCACCUGUCACCACUGGAGGCCGCUACUGCCUCAACACAAAUCCUCACUGACAAGUCAAAAAGCGUCUUGUCGCCAUGGAAACUUGAACGUGAGCGCUUGACGCUGGUUUUACCAAAAUGGUUUUAGCUGUUGGUUUUCCAUCUUGAAUAUCUCGUUCCAGUCUCGUUUUCUUUCCAUCCCACGUCUGCUGUUGCACAAGUUUGCCAUGGAGUCAGUGGUUAGAGCUUUAUAUGGCAAAGCAACUUCUUUAAAUCUGAGUUCUAAGAAAAUAAAGGACGUUCCCAAGUGCGUUUCCGGAUUAACAAACCUCUCAGUUCUUCUGUUGAACAACAACUCCAUCAGCGCCCUGCCUGCCGAGCUGCUCUCUUUACAACACCUGGUUAAGCUGAAUUUGGGAAAUAAUGCCUUGAAGGAGGUUCCCGCUGUUUUGGGCCAUCUGGAGUCCUUGAAGAAACUGUAUCUGUUCAGCAACCAAAUUACAUUCGUGCCACCUGAGGUGAUAGGUGGUUUACAAAACCUUGUUGUGCUCAAUCUGAACCACAACCAGAUUCAAAGACUUCCACCAGAGAUUAAAAGUUUGAGCAGGCUUCAGCAUCUCAGUGUGCUGGACAAUAAGCUGGAGGAGGUCCCUGUUGAGUUGGGUGAUCUCACGAGGUUGUCUGAGAUAAACUUGACAUCCAAUAAUUUGUCCUGGCUACCUCAGCAGCUGUACCACUGUAAAGAACUAACCAAGUUGUAUGUAGCCAGAAACAAGCUGACCAGCCUACCAGAGGGAAUUGGGGCACUGGCAAAACUCCAAGUUCUAGAUGUGGCUGGGAACAAGUUGUCCAUGUUCCCUGUUGAGUUUCACCUGCUGCCCCUGAAGGAGCUCUACUAUGAAGGCAACAGGUUUGUGCGCUGUGAACCGAUGCUGUCAGUACAGGAUGCUGAGGUGCUUACAUUAAAGGAACUGGCUGCCAGAUUUGUCUUGCGGGAGGACAGGAACAGGUCUUCUCUGGUCCACAAGACGCUUCCCCACUACCCAUUCUUGACUGCCCUGUUGGCCAAUGGGAGCUGUUGUGCGCUCUGCCUGGGCCCCAUCCUCACCACCUGGCUGGAGUGUGUGCAUUUUGUCAGUCUGAAGAAGGACAUGAAAAUGAGGAGUUCGCUGACUAUUCCAGUGCGUGCCCUUCUUUGUUCAUACAAGUGUUUUAAUACAGAUGGACACUCCUACUAUGGUGUUGCUGCAAGAUAAAUACAAGUUCAAUAAAAAGGUACUAUCCAUGAUCUCAA
Siniperca chuatsi (mandarin fish) is the source of this 1437-nucleotide messenger RNA. RefSeq names its product leucine rich repeat containing 69 (gene lrrc69). The transcript is spliced from 8 exons. The coding region runs from base 371 to 1399 and encodes 342 amino acids. Lineage: Eukaryota; Metazoa; Chordata; Actinopteri; Centrarchiformes; Sinipercidae. Gene Ontology annotation, molecular function: protein binding. The record is from RefSeq and is a predicted model, not a curated record.